Gongylonema pulchrum is the source of this 1308-nucleotide messenger RNA. Lineage: Eukaryota; Metazoa; Nematoda; Chromadorea; Rhabditida; Gongylonematidae. The record is from the annotation of a GenBank genome assembly.
AUGCUGACUGAUGAUGAGGGAAUUGAAGAAUUAAAGGUAAAAUUUUUAAUGGUAAAAGCUGUUCCUGAGAGCCAGCAAAUUAUUGAACUGCCUUGUUCACGCCUAUCGUUAACAUUGAUUGGCCGCCGUUCGGCUGAAUAUGCCGGUACGAGGUAUUUGAAGCGCGGUGCAAAUUUCAAAGGGCAAGUGGCAAAUGAUGUUGAAACGGAACAAAUAGUCUGGGAUACUCGUUCAUCGCCGGAUUUCAAACAUGGCAAAUUUAGCGCUUUUGUGCAACGCCGAGGUUCGGUACCAUUGAUAUGGAGCCAAGAUCCGGCUACACGUGGCGUCGUUGGUAAACCAGUCAUUUCAAUUGACAUUAAUGAGCCACACGCACAAACUGCUGCUGCGCAUUUUCGCGAGUUGAAACAGAAGUACGGUAGCCCACUAAUUGUAAUGAAUUUGGUGAAAAGACGAGAGAAACGAAGGCACGAAGCUUUGCUCCACGACCAGUUUCUGAAGGCCGUGAAAUAUUUGAAUAUGUUUUUGCCACGGGCGGAACGUAUUGCGUAUUUAAGCUUCGAUGUGGCUCGCUGUCAUAAAAGCGGAAACGUUUUGAGCAAACUCGAAGAAAUUGGCUUUCGCUCCGUGAUUCGACAUGGCUGGUUUCAAUCGUUUCCGAUGCUGUAUUGUCACAGGGUAAGGCCAAAUUUGUUGCUGAAUGAUUAUGAACCGAUGUGCAGUAUGGAUGGCAGAUUCCUAUUGCAGCAUGGUAUUUCCAGGACAAAUUGUGUGGAUUGUCUAGACAGAACAAACGUUGCCCAGUUUGGAAUCGGAAAGGUAGCUCUUGGAAUUCAGUUAUAUUCGAUGGGAUUUGCUGGUGAACCAGUACUUUCUCCAGCGAGCGAAGUUUGUCGUAUGUACGAGGAUUUAGUGGAUCAGCAUGGUGACACGUUAGCAUUGCAGUAUGCCGGAUCUCAGCUUGUUCACUCCAUCAAAACUUAUAAAAAGACAUCAAUCAUACAGGCAUGCUUAUCUGAAAGAAGUCGUGAUGUUAUUCAGACCUUAUCAAGGUAUUAUAGCAAUACAUUUGGUGAUUAUGAUAAGCAGAAUGCAAUCAAUUUAUUCCUUGGCCUCUACAGACCAAAUAGUGCUGGGCCACAUUUGUGGGACUUGGGUACUGAUCAUUAUCUUCAUUUUCCCAUUAAUUUCAAAACAAAAGCAGACUAUUGUGCAUGGUUUAUUGAUUUUGAUAAUCUUGAUGACUGGGAAUAUGUAAUCGGCGAGGAUGUACACUUCUCACAAAGUGCAGGUGUGGUUUUUGCUUGA